This is a messenger RNA of Ictalurus furcatus (blue catfish), 3177 nucleotides long. RefSeq names its product fibulin-7. Gene Ontology annotation, molecular function: calcium ion binding. The transcript has 8 exons. The coding region runs from base 967 to 2376 and encodes 469 amino acids. NCBI's taxonomy places the organism in Eukaryota, Metazoa, Chordata, Actinopteri, Siluriformes, Ictaluridae. The record is from RefSeq and is a predicted model, not a curated record.
UACAUGGAAUUGUUUCUGUAAAUUCUUUUAUCUCCAUUUGAAACCCUGAGGUCACACAGGAAUGUCCAUUUUGUUCACAGAGAGAGACUGUUUUUCAUGCUUUUAUACAUUGCUCCAGGUUGCAGCCAUUGUUUGUGUUUUAAAAAAAACAACUUGAGGUCAUUUUAUGUGGAUUUUACUUUUCAGAUUUUUAUCUUUGGUUUUAAGUACGUUAGAAGAAACAGGUUCAAGUGAUCAAUUUUAUCUUUGGCCAGGCAAAAAUGGCAACAUACCUGAGCAGGAAAAACAAAGUUGCACAAAACACAGACUGUGAUGCCAUAAAAGUUCUUUCCAGACUGAUAAAAUCAUGAAUUCUGAUUGAUUUUAACUUUUACAGAAGUAUGGGGGACUUAGAGAUGUUCAAGGCAGUGUGGUGUUGUGAGGAGGCUCUGUGUUCUGUAGUGGAGGGAGAACUUUGUUUUACACCAGCAUUAGGCUGAUAAUGUUCAUAACAACUGUUCGUUGUUGCUUUUAUUUAUUUAUUUAUUUAAUUUAUUUAUGGGGGUUUUUUUUUUUAAUGCUCCUUUAAAUAUUUAUUUAUUUAUAUACUGAGUCACCUUGACUUUAAUAUGUAUAGUGUGACUUUUGUUAAAUGAAAGAUUUUUCUCUGUCUGUCUGUUUCUCUCUCUCUCUCUCUCUCUCUCUCUCUCUCUCUCUCUCUGUGUGUGUGUGUGUGUGUGUGUGUGUGUAUUAGAGGACCGGUGAAUCCUGCACACUGCUGAAACUCCAGCAGGUUGCGUCUCCAUCGCCUCUUUGACAAGAGAACAACAUCUGCACAUCAUCUGGAAAAAAAGAGUACAAAAAAAGGCACGAGCGCUGUGUGAAGCUGUGGAUUACAGUGCGUCUGUCUUGGCACUUUGGACUCGAAAACACUCAAAGUCUCUCAUCAGACCCCGAGACAAGAGCUCAGGCAGUGGAUUUGGGAGAAUGACUCUCUCACAUCAGUACCGUGCUGUUUUGUUUCUGUCGCUGUUGGCUUUACAUAGCUGUAACGACGGGAUGCAGGGCUGCACAGACAAGCAGAGAGUGAUGAGUGUGCUUCGCCAGAUGGAGAAAUUCUUAAAGGGGCAGGAGAUCCGUUUUACAGAGGGUCUCAGAAUAAUGAAAUCCAAGCUUACCAGCCUUCAGAACUCUGUGUCCAAGUUUCCACAAGCAGACCAAUCUUCACCCUCAUCCACUUGUCCUGCUCUGGAAGCUCCAACUCAUGGGAAGAAGUUUGGCUCCAAGUACCUAGUUGGACAUGAAGUGCACUUCACAUGUUCUUCAGGUUAUCAUUUGGUGGGCUCAGGAACUCGCGUGUGCCAAGAGAAUGGCAGCUGGAGUGGAGUCAGUGCACUCUGUAAAGUAGCAGGUUCAAGUCAGUGUGCUAGUAACCCAUGUCUGAAUGGUGGCACCUGUACUGAGGGUGUCAACCAGUACAAGUGCACUUGUCCUCACAAGUGGAGUGGGAGCCGCUGUCAGCACCAGACUCAAACAGUGGUGCAGCGCCCCCCUGCAGCCAGCCACAGGCUGAAGCCUAAUCCCCUCUCACCUCCCCUCUCACGUUCAGCCCCUCUGGAGUGGAGCGUGGUGAAUGAUCCGGAAUUUAGCCGCAAACCCCGCUGCACUAAAGUGGACCAAGCUCAGCACUGCAGUUGUGAUGCAGGCUUCCAUAUGAGCGGCACCUCUCACAGUAGCAUCUGCCAGGAUGUGAACGAGUGCGAGGUGUACAAAACGGACAACGGAUUACUGUGUGCUCAUAUUUGCGUGAACAUUCCAGGCUCGUUCCGCUGCUCCUGCCCCAGUGGCUACAAGCUGCUUGCAGAUGGCAGGAGCUGUGAGGAUGUGGACGAGUGUCUUACACAACAGCAUAACUGCAGCCGUGGCACCACCUGUGUCAACACCGGAGGAGGUUUCCAGUGUGUAAAUCCAGAGUGCCCACACUUGCACGGAAAUAUCAGCUAUGUCAAGACGUCACCUCUUCAAUGUGAGAGGAACCCCUGCUCCAUGACAAGCCGUGCCUGUCACCUGGCCCCAAAGACAGUUUCCUAUCACUACCUGUCUCUGCCUUCAAACCUCCAAAUCCCAGCUACGUUGUUCCGCAUGGCCACAGCGACCGCUCCUGGCCGACCAGGACCCGACAGCCUGCGCUUCGGCAUUGUGGAGGGAGGACAUGCACGAGGCAUAUUUGUCAUGCAGCGCUCAGACCGCCAGACUGGUGAGCUGAUCCUUGUCCAGCAGCUGCUCGGGCCACAGGAGCUCAGCGUGGACGUGGAAAUGGCUGAGUACUUGGAUCGCAACUUCCAGGCUAAACACCUCGCUCGGGUCCAUGUUCUCAUCUCUCCAUAUAAGUUCUGACGAGGGAGAAGUUCCACAGGCGAGCUUUGCCCUUUCAGUUGAAACUGGAAUGAUGGUAGAAUAAGCUUUUUCUAAACUGAAACAUUAAGGGCAAAAAUGAUUAAUCUUUGUAAAUAUGAAAUAAAUUUUCUGUCACUUUACUUUCAACUGGCUUUAAAAACCAAGCAGUAAAACUUAAAAUAAUACCUAAAUACAAAAUCUCUGUCCUCAGUAUUCUUUUUCAGCUAUCUGUGUGUCGGAUUCUGUUAUUUUUACAUUUUUCAUAGUUUUUUUUCAGAAUAAUUUGGAACAUUGAUCAUGACUGUUGUUUUUAAUAACACAAAGUAACACAUAAAAAGACCAAUGUGAACCUACUUGAUUUAUUUAUGUACUGUAUAUAGGCCUGUCAGCAAAACAGCUCUUCUGUGAAUUAAACAGAGAACAAAAAUGUAUCCUGGAUGAACUUAUUCUUUUAUUUACUUUUUUUCCUCCCAAAUCCUGAGGAAGUGGUUAAGCGACUGGACAUGUAACAUGUAAUGUAUUCAUAACUACCUUUUUGUAUCUGUGCAUAAUAAGCCAGGUGUCUUUAAAUGAAAUUCUGUGUCUUUCACUGAUUUUCUUCAUGGAGGAUCGACAUUGGCCAUAAAAAUGAAAGAAUAUACAUCAGUGUGUCUUUUAAUGAUCUAUUUCGAGAAGUAUAGAAAAGGAAGGUUAACCAUCUUGCUGUCUCACUCGCCCAUUCUCUAGAAUUAUGAGUAGAUUAAAGGGACCACACAUUUCCAGAAGCACGUUUGGACCAAGUGCCUUGGCCUCAUAAUGGCA